Quercus lobata is the source of this 1452-nucleotide messenger RNA. RefSeq lists its product as uncharacterized. NCBI's taxonomy places the organism in Eukaryota, Viridiplantae, Streptophyta, Magnoliopsida, Fagales, Fagaceae. The transcript is spliced from 2 exons. Gene Ontology annotation, biological process: DNA integration. Bases 1 to 1452 code for a protein of 483 amino acids. Gene Ontology annotation, molecular function: nucleic acid binding. The record is from RefSeq and is a predicted model, not a curated record.
AUGAAAAAGGAUGUGCACUUUGAAUGGGAUGAGGCUUGCAGCAAUGCUUUUGCACGCAUCAAAACAUACUUACUUAAUCCUCCAGUUUUAUGUGCUCCUAUCCCAGGAAAGCCUUUGGUGCUGUAUAAUGCGGCCCAAGAAAGGUCUCUAGGUGCUCUUAUGGCGCAAGAAAAUAAAGAAGGGAAAGAAAGAGCCCUUUAUUAUCUAAAUCGAACUCUCAAUGGGGCUGAAUUAAAUUAUUCUCCUAUUGAAAAGAUAUGCCUCGCUCUUUUCUUUGCCAUAGACAAACUGGAGCACUACAUGCAAACAUAUAUGGUCCGUUUGAUAGCAAAGGCAGACCCAAUCAAAUAUGUCCUCUCCAGGCCAGUGAUUUCGGGUCGUAUAGCUCGAUGGGCAGUCUUGCUUCAGCAAUAUGACCUUGCAUAUGUUCCACAAAAAGCUGUCAAAGGACAAGUAUUGGCAAAUUUCUUAGCUGAUCACCCAGUUCCGUCUGAUUGGGAGUUCUCUGAUGAUUUCCCGGAUGAAGAUGUGUUUUACAUUGAAGUAAUGCCACCAUGGGUGAUGUUUUUUGAUGGGGCUGCACGUCAAGAAGGAGCGGGGGCAGGUGUAGUGUUUGUUUCUCCACAACGGAAGGAGAAUAGACAGGCCGAUGCUUUAGCUAAUUUGGCUACUGCCUUAGCAUUAUCCCAACAAGAAACAACCAAAGUCGCUAUUUCCCAAAGGUGGGUGGUACCUCUUGUGGUUGAAGAAGAAGAGGAAGAGCAAGCCAACAUCAUUUCUGUAUGCCUUGUCGAAAAAGAAGAUUGGCGACAAGUGAUCAUUGAAUACCUUCAACAUGGAAGACUCCCGGAUGAUAAACGCCACAAGACCGAAAUUCGGCGGAGGGCUGCUCGAUUCAUUUACUAUAAAGACACUCUCUUCCGCCGUUCAUUUGAUGGAUUGUUUCUCCGUUACUUAGGAGAGGAGGAGGCUAAACAAGCCUUAGAGGAGGCUCAUUCUGGAAUAUGCGGCGCACAUCAGUCAGGUCCUAAGUUACAUUAUAGGAUCAAACGAAUGAGUUACUAUUGGCCUACAAUGGUGCAAGAUUCUAUGGAAUGCGCUAAGAAGUGCGAAACUUGUCAGUAUCACGCAAACUUCAUCCAUCAACCGCCAGAACCUCUACACCUAACUGUAGCUUCUUGGCCUUUUGAUGCAUGGGGGCUUGAUGCAAUAGGGCCAUUACCAAAGUCAUCCGGUGGCCACUUGUACAUCUUGGCCACAACUGACUACUUCUCGAAAUGGGCGGAAGCUGUACCCUUUAGGGAAGUGAAGAAAGAAACGGUGGUCAAUUUCAUUCGAACUCACUUGAUCUAUCGGUAUGGUGUCCCUCGGUAUAUCAUAACUGAUAAUGGCAAACCAUUCUACAAUAGGCUGAUGACAGAGCUAUGUGAGAAGUUUGAAUUUAAACAAUAA